AUGACCCCCUUCACGAUCUCCGCCCUCCGAAACCUCCCCUCCCUAACUUCCGACCAAAGGACAGCAUUGAUAGACUCCAUUGCCAAGAAGAUGACAACGACCAUGAUCACAGUCUCGCAAGAGAUCGAGAACGGCAAUCUAGACGCCGACAACACGGCCCCGAUGCACAAAUUCAUCAGGGUCAUCCUGCGCCACGACCGUGCACACCAGCGGAAACUCGAGCGGAAGGUCGAGCGUUACCAGCGCCGAGCGCGACUCUGGCGGGCGGAGCGGCGGCGGAUACAGAGCGAGUUUGCGGAGAUAGUGCAGGUUUUGCGAGAGGCUUUGAUGGAGAAGACAUCGAAGGGUUCAAAAGCGCGGCCACCGCUACGGCCGAAUUCGGGAUCGGGCGACGGUUCUUGUGGCGAGUUGGGCGAAUCAAAAAGCGCACAGUAA
Messenger RNA from Aspergillus mulundensis, 435 nucleotides. RefSeq lists its product as uncharacterized. The coding region runs from base 1 to 435 and encodes 144 amino acids. NCBI's taxonomy places the organism in Eukaryota, Fungi, Ascomycota, Eurotiomycetes, Eurotiales, Aspergillaceae. The record is from RefSeq and is a predicted model, not a curated record. The transcript has a single exon.